Schistosoma turkestanicum is the source of this 435-nucleotide messenger RNA. The record is from the annotation of a GenBank genome assembly. Lineage: Eukaryota; Metazoa; Platyhelminthes; Trematoda; Strigeidida; Schistosomatidae.
AAUUCAUCUCGAGUGAACUAUAACCUGUACUACAAAAUGUUACCAACUUUUCAUUGGUCAGAUUAUUUGAUUUUUGCUAUUUUACUUCUAUGCUACACAUUAAUCGGUGUUUAUCAUCGAUAUCAGGAUAUAAUUUUACAGAAAUUAGCCAACUGUUUUCAUUGUAUCAAUAUAAAGUCAAAAACCAAAACUAAAAAGAAAAUGAAUGUUGAAGAAUUAUUUCUAGGUGAUCGUAGUCUAACUUUAUUACCUAUUGUUGGAAGUGUUAUGGCAAGUUUUUUAUCAGCUGUCGCCAUAUUAGGCACAGCAUCAGAAGCAUAUCAAUCUGGUAUUCAAUUUAUAUUGCUAGUUGGAGGUUAUUGUAUUGCAUUUCCAUUAGCUGCAUAUGUUUAUAUGCCAGUAUUUUAUAAAUUGAAAUUAAAUAGUGCACAUGAA